AUGGUUACAAGGGCCGAAAUACAGAGAAGGUGCCUAGCUGUAUUUCCAUCUUCUGAGGAGAGCGACGCAUGGCUGAAAGACGGACUCAGUGGGCUGCAGCAGACGCCGCCAGAUGGGCGGCUGGGAAAUGUGUGUCUGUCGCUGGCCAGGAGGGGCCUGCGGCAGCUUGGUUUGCUGUGCGACUUCACCAAACUUUUGUUUCUGGAUGUCUCCCACAAUAAACUCAUCAACCUUUACCCUAUUCGCCUUGCAGCAAGCCUCGUUCGACUUGACGCUCAAAACAACCAAAUCGAAUCUGCUGCCGAACUCUCAGCAAAUCCCAAACUGGAGCACGUCGAUCUCAGCAACAAUUAUAUUACCGCUCUAGGAGACUGGCAGUUUAAUGUCCGUCUGCGUGUGCUGCGACUCGCCGGCAACCGAAUAAUUUCCCUGAAGGAAGGCAGCUUAGAAAAGAACAGCUUGCUCAGAGAACUGGAUAUAAGUAACAAUGCAGUUGACUCGCUAAAUUAUCUGCCCCAUCUCAAGUGUCUAGACACACUCAAUGUCAGCAACAACAAGCUGAAAAGUCUCGAAGGCAUCCAACGAGCCCCCCAUGUGGUCGUGCUCCAUGCAGAGGGCAAUAAGUUGGAGUCGCUCGAGCCGUUGGGACUCGGGAAGAAUGGCCUGCUGCGCGAGUUGUACAUACAGGAGAACCUUGGCCUGGAACAACCACUGCAGCUAUCGGCGCUGAAGUCCGUCGAGGCCCUGCAGACCUUGCACGUGUCCCCAGGACCAAUGGUAUCCUUUCCUCACUGGCGGUUGCACUGCGUACACAUGCUGCCGCAGCUGCUUCAGAUCGAUGCUGUCCGUGUGACCGCGGAGGAACAGUUCAUUGCAGCCGAGGCAUUUGGGGACUUGCUGUACGCCCAACGACGAGUGUGGGAGGCGCUUAUUCCCGAUGAGCCCUUCGUUGAUCGCCGGCUCUUGAAGCUGAAUGAGCCAAUUGCAACAGACCGAACAGACCCUGUGGCGUCUCCAGAGGGUUAA
This is a messenger RNA of Eimeria maxima, 1026 nucleotides long. RefSeq lists its product as hypothetical. The coding region runs from base 1 to 1026 and encodes 341 amino acids. The transcript is spliced from 5 exons. The record is from RefSeq and is a predicted model, not a curated record. Lineage: Eukaryota; Apicomplexa; Conoidasida; Eucoccidiorida; Eimeriidae. Gene Ontology annotation, molecular function: protein binding.